Molecule: messenger RNA, 1367 nt
Organism: Mesocricetus auratus (golden hamster)
Lineage: Eukaryota; Metazoa; Chordata; Mammalia; Rodentia; Cricetidae
Product: phosphatidylinositol 5-phosphate 4-kinase type-2 beta-like
Exons: 1
Coding region: 27-1277 (416 amino acids)
Biological process (GO): phosphatidylinositol metabolic process
Molecular function (GO): phosphatidylinositol kinase activity
Source: RefSeq, a predicted model, not a curated record
CCGCCGCUGCCGCCGCAGCCCCGGGCAUGUCGUCCAACUGCACAAGCACCACGGCGGUGGCGGUGGCGCCGCUCAGCGCCAGCAAAACCAAGACCAAGAAGAAGCAUUUCGUGUGCCAGAAAGUGAAGCUAUUCCGGGCCAGCGAGCCGAUCCUCAGCGUCCUGAUGUGGGGGGUGAAUCACACGAUCAAUGAGCUGAGCAAUGUCCCUGUCCCUGUCAUGCUAAUGCCAGAUGACUUCAAAGCUUACAGCAAGAUCAAGGUGGACAAUCAUCUCUUCAAUAAGGAAAACCUUCCCAGCCGCUUCAAGUUCAAGGAGUACUGCCCCAUGGUGUUCCGAAACCUCAGGGAGAGGUUUGGCAUUGAUGACCAGGACUACCAGAACUCAGUGACACGCAGUGCCCCUAUCAACAGUGACAGCCAAGGCAGGUGUGGCACACGCUUCCUCACCACCUAUGACCGGCGCUUUGUCAUCAAGACCGUGUCAAGUGAGGACGUGGCUGAGAUGCACAACAUCUUAAAGAAGUACCACCAGUUCAUAGUGGAGUGUCACGGCAAUACCCUCUUGCCACAGUUCCUAGGCAUGUACCGCCUGACUGUGGAUGGUGUGGAAAUGUACAUGGUUGUCACCAGGAAUGUGUUCAGUCAUCGGCUUACCGUACAUCGUAAAUAUGACCUCAAGGGUUCUACUGUUGCCCGAGAAGCGAGUGACAAGGAAAAGGCCAAGGAUUUGCCAACAUUCAAAGAUAAUGACUUCCUCAAUGAAGGACAGAAGCUGCGCGUGGGAGAGGAGAGUAAGAAGAACUUCCUGGAGAAGCUGAAGCGGGACGUUGAGUUCCUUGCCCAGCUGAAGAUCAUGGACUACAGUCUCCUGGUGGGCAUCCACGAUGUGGACCGGGCGGAGCAGGAGGAGAUGGAGGUGGAAGAGCGAGCGGAGGACGAGGAGUGUGAGAAUGAUGGGGUGGGCGGUGGCCUGCUCUGCUCCUACGGCACACCUCCAGACAGCCCUGGCAACCUCCUCAGCUUCCCCCGGUUCUUUGGCCCAGGCGAGUUCGACCCCUCAGUCGACGUCUACGCCAUGAAAAGCCAUGACAGUGCCCCUAAGAAGGAGGUCUACUUCAUGGCCAUCAUCGACAUCCUCACACCUUAUGAUACUAAGAAGAAAGCUGCACACGCUGCCAAAACAGUGAAACAUGGGGCAGGGGCUGAAAUCUCCACUGUGAAUCCGGAGCAGUACUCUAAACGCUUCAAUGAGUUCAUGUCCAACAUCCUGACGUAGUCGUCUCUACCUUCUGCAGGGCCAGACUGCUGGACAAGGGGUCGGGGAUCGGGAGAGGGAAAGGGUGUAUUUGGGCUAGAAGGGCGGGUG